AUGAUCUAUUCGUCUGCAGAAGUCUUUACUUGGAACAAAGAUGAUAAUGGGAAAAUUGUUAUGAUCAUGUACGGUGGCGCUGGAACUCCACAACUCCACCCCUCCGACCAUGGCUUCCACCAAUUCUAUACCGAGGACACUCCACCUCCCCCACUCCUCUUGACCCUGAGACCUCCAUCUACGCCAAUAUCAGCGUCUACUGGUCCUUCGGCUACGCCAUCUAGCUAA
Molecule: messenger RNA, 228 nt
Organism: Rhinocladiella mackenziei CBS 650.93
Lineage: Eukaryota; Fungi; Ascomycota; Eurotiomycetes; Chaetothyriales; Herpotrichiellaceae
Exons: 1
Coding region: 1-228 (75 amino acids)
Source: RefSeq, a predicted model, not a curated record